Cuscuta europaea is the source of this 372-nucleotide messenger RNA. NCBI's taxonomy places the organism in Eukaryota, Viridiplantae, Streptophyta, Magnoliopsida, Solanales, Convolvulaceae. The record is from the annotation of a GenBank genome assembly.
AGGAAGAUCAUUGGUGUAGAUGGAUGUUUUUUAAAAGGACAAAUGAAGGGAGAGAUAUUGAGUGCUGUAGGUAGAGAUGCAAAUAACCAAAUGUAUCCAAUCGCAUGGGCUGUGGUUGAGAUAGAAAAUACCUCAUCUUGGACUUGGUUCUUGGAGUUGCUGCAUAAUGACUUGGAUGUUACUGCCCCAGAUGAGUGGACCUUCAUCAGUGAUCAACAGAAGGGCCUGGCUAAUGCAAUUACCAGAGUCUUCCCUAACUCUGAGCACAGGAACUGUGCACGCCAUAUUCAUGGUAAUUGGAGCAAAGCACAUCGAGGGAUGAAUCUGAAGAAGUUGUUUUGGCAGUGUGCGAAGUCAACAUGUGAACCUCAG